Zea mays is the source of this 2142-nucleotide messenger RNA. RefSeq names its product alanine aminotransferase10. The transcript is spliced from 14 exons. Lineage: Eukaryota; Viridiplantae; Streptophyta; Magnoliopsida; Poales; Poaceae. The record is from RefSeq and is marked validated. Gene Ontology annotation, molecular function: L-alanine:2-oxoglutarate transaminase activity; pyridoxal phosphate binding. Bases 55 to 1734 code for a protein of 559 amino acids. Gene Ontology annotation, biological process: biosynthetic process.
UUUUUUGGUAAAAGAAUUUGUUUUUGCAAAGCUAGCUCCUACGCUGCCGCCGCCAUGCACCGCUUCGCCGCCGACAGGGCGCGCCGCGCGGUGGCCGCGUCCCUGCGCGGCGCAGCUUCCAGAGCAGCAGCAGCGCCGUCGCGUCACGCUCCGGCGCCUCGCCAUCCAACCUCCCCAGUCGGGGCGGCGGCGCCGGUUGCUGCCGCCGCCAUGGCGAGGGCCGCCAUGUCCACGGCGGUCGCGGGCGUGCCACCACCGGUGUCGCUCGACACCAUCAGCCCCAAGGUGCCGCCAGUGUCGCUCGACACCAUCAACCCCAAGGUCUUGAAGUGUCAAUUUGCAGUCCGGGGAGAGAUUGUCACACGUGCUCAGAAAUUGCAACAAGAACUGCAGAGAAAUCCAGAAUCGCUUCCUUUUGAUGAGAUACUCUACUGUAACAUUGGAAAUCCCCAUUCCAUUGGCCAACAGCCAGUUACCUACUUCAGAGAAGUUCUAUCUUUAUGUGAGAAUCCAGCUCUCCUGGACAAAAGUGAAACGCAUGCUUUAUACAGGUCAGAUGCUAUAGAGAGAGCACGGAAAAUUCUAGACAAGAUACCAGGAAGAGCUACAGGAGCAUAUAGCCACAGUCAGGGUAUAAAAGGUUUACGUGAUGAAAUUGCUGCCGGAAUUGCUGCCCGUGAUGGGUUUCAUGCAAGCGCAGAUAACAUCUUCCUAACGGAUGGAGCAAGCCCAGCGGUACACAUGAUUCUGCAGUUAUUGAUAAGGUCCGAGAAGGAUGGCAUUCUUUGUCCUAUUCCACAGUACCCAUUGUACUCUGCAUCAAUUGCUCUUCAUGGUGGUUCCCUUGUUCCUUAUUUCCUUGAUGAAGAGACAGGGUGGGCACUUGAGGUUGAUGAGCUCAAGAAACAACUUGAGGAGGCUCGAUCUAAGGGCAUCAGUGUCAGGGCGCUUGUUGUCAUAAAUCCAGGAAAUCCAACAGGACAGGUCCUUACCGAGGAAAACCAGAAGAAAAUUGUUGAAUUCUGCAAGAAUGAAAGGCUCGUUCUUCUCGCGGAUGAGGUUUACCAAGAAAACAUAUAUGUCGAAGACAAGCAAUUCCACUCGUUCAAAAAAAUCGCACGGUCGCUGGGAUACACUGAUGACGACCUUCCUUUGGUAUCGUUCCAGUCGAUUUCUAAAGGCUACUAUGGAGAAUGUGGAAAGCGAGGUGGUUACAUGGAGAUAACUGGGUUCAGUCCUCAAGUACGGGACCAAAUCUACAAGAUGGCAUCGAUAAAUCUGUGCUCCAAUAUCACCGGCCAAAUUCUUGCUAGCCUUGUCAUGAACCCACCAAAGGCUGGGGAUGAAUCCUUCGAAUCCUUCAGGUUAGAGAGGGAUGGUAUCCUUUCAUCGUUGGGUCGCCGUGCAAAGGCUUUGGAAGAAGCAUUCAACAGUUUAGAAGGUAUUACAUGCAAUAAAGCCGAAGGCGCGAUGUAUCUGUUCCCACGCCUUCACUUACCCCGGAAGGCGAUUGGAGCUGCCCAAGCAGCCGGCACUGCCCCAGAUGCUUACUACGCUAAACGCCUGCUAGAGGCCACUGGGAUCGUCUUCGUCCCUGGUUCUGGUUUUGGACAGGUCCCCGGAACAUGGCACAUCAGAUCCACGAUACUGCCGCAGGAGGACAAAAUACCUGGGAUAGUAUCUAGGUUCAAGGAGUUUCACGACAAGUUCAUGGAUGAAUUCCGUGAUUAUUGAGUGUCCAUCUCAGUUCAGUCAUUGCAUGAAUUCUGCCAAGAGGGCAUCCUGUCAUUUUGUCGCGAUCGGCACCGUCUGCCCGAGUUCCAGCCACGGUCGGUCGGUCGGUACCGACUAGCUAGCUAGCGGUGGAUCCGUGGAUGACCACCGAUGAACCGUUCGGUAUAGACCAUCUCUGCUGCCACGUGUGUCGUCUUUUCAUUAGUCCACAUUAUUUCGAUGUCCAAAAUAUUUUAAGAACCUAAGGAAAUAUUUAUGAAUCAUGUAACAUUUAUAUUUACAUAUUAUAUUUUUUAUGUUUGUGUCAAUUUUAUUUAUGAUGUACAAACUAUGUAAUUUGUAUUUCUUUUAUGAACUAUAUAAUUUUAUUUGUUCAAUUAUAUAUUUAGAUGGUUUUUUUAUUUCGAU